This is a messenger RNA of Elgaria multicarinata webbii, 5285 nucleotides long. RefSeq names its product enoyl-CoA hydratase and 3-hydroxyacyl CoA dehydrogenase (gene EHHADH). Gene Ontology annotation, cellular component: peroxisome. Bases 128 to 2311 code for a protein of 727 amino acids. Lineage: Eukaryota; Metazoa; Chordata; Lepidosauria; Squamata; Anguidae. Gene Ontology annotation, biological process: fatty acid beta-oxidation. The transcript has 7 exons. Gene Ontology annotation, molecular function: NAD+ binding; (3S)-3-hydroxyacyl-CoA dehydrogenase (NAD+) activity. The record is from RefSeq and is a predicted model, not a curated record.
AGGGAAUGCGGCCCGUUCGGUUUGUUCUUGUUCCCACAGUCGCUGCCCCCGCCCCAGCCCCGGUUCUGGCUAAUCCAGUUUGGAGCGCGCGUUGCAUCGACAGUCUAGCAAGGUCCGCCGAGAGAUCAUGGCUCAGGCUGUUCGGGGGUCGGCUAGAGUGGCGGUGAUUCGACUGUGUAAUCCUCCGGUCAACGCGCUCAGCACUACAACAAUACGAGCUUUAGAACAAGAAGUGAACCGUGCAAAUAUUGAUCCCACUGUAAAAGCUGUUGUGAUUUGUGGGGCAAAUGGGAAAUUCAGUGCAGGUGCUGAUAUCAAAGGAUUUCCCAACAUUGGCCAGCCAGGCAUGGCCAGUUUGGAGCCAGUAGUUUCUUUAAUAGAGAAUAGUGAAAAGCCAAUGGUGGCCGCCAUUGAAGGCAUGGCUUUCGGAGGAGGCCUGGAGGUAGCACUGGGCUGUCAUUACAGGAUUGCAAAUGUAAAGGCUCGGGUAGGUUUGCCUGAAGUCACACUGGGCUUACUUCCUGGUGCUGGUGGGACUCAGCGGCUUCCCAGACUGAUUGGAGUACCAGCUGCACUUGAUAUCAUUACCACAGGAAAACAUGUGCCAGCUACUGAAGCAUUGAAACUGGGGAUCCUAGAUGAGCUUGUGGAAGAAAAUACAGUUGAAGCUGCCAUAAGCUUAGCAGAAAGAGUAUCAGAUCAACCACUGGGACCUCGCAGGCUCUGCCUGAAAGAAACUCCCAAGCUACCCAACAUGGAAGCCUUCCUUGAGGAAGCUUUUGUGAAAGUGAAGAAACAAGCCAACGGGUGCUUCUCACCAGAAAUGUGCUUCCAAGCUAUAAAAGCCUCUGUGUACCUGCCCUUUGCAGAAGGAAUUCACAAAGAGAGAGAGCUCUUUCUCAUCCAGAUGUUUUCAGGCCAAGCUAAGGCAUUGCAAUAUGCCUUCACUGCACAAAGAGUCUCAGAGAAGUGGGCAUUGCCCACAGGAGCAUCCUGGAAAACUGCAGCCCCUCAGCCAAUCCGGAAAGCAGCUGUGAUAGGACUGGGGACAAUGGGCCAAGGCAUUGUGGUAUCUCUGUUGAAAGCUAAAAUCCGUGUAGUGGCUCUGGAGCAGGACAGAAAGCAUUUGGAGCUGGCCAGGGGAGCUAUCAUGGCUCGCUUAGAACGUGUAGCGUUAAGAAUGCAACAAAAUGGCCUAAAAUUGGAUGGGUAUAUGCCUGAUCUGCUUCAUUUCACACUGGAUUUUGGUGCACUAAAAGGUGUCGAUCUAGUUAUUGAGGCUGUAUUUGAGAACAUGGCUGUGAAGAAGGAAAUCUUCCACAAGUUGUCAGCAGCUUGCAAACCUGAGGCCAUUCUGGCCACUAACACCUCUUAUCUAGAUAUUGAUGAAAUUGCUUCUGUCACUAGCCAUCCUCACCAAGUCAUUGGCACCCAUUUCUUUGCACCAGCUCAUAUAAUGCCACUACUAGAGAUAAUCUAUGGUCAACAAACAUCGCCCACUGUCAUUGCUACAGCCAUGAAACUGAGCAAAACUAUGGGCAAAAUUGGGGUUGUAGUGGGGAAUUGUUUUGGUUUUGUUGGGAAUCGAAUGCUGAAUCCUUACCUUGAGCAAUGCUAUUUCCUCUUAGAAGACGGCAGUACACCAGAGGAAGUAGACAAAGCUUUAGAGGAAUUUGGUUUCAAAUUGGGUCCCUUCCGAGUAGCAGAUUAUACUGGACUUGAUGUGGGCUGGAGAUCUAGAGAAGGGCAAGGCCUGACUGGUGCCAAGCUCCCUCUUGGCACACCUCCUCGCCAAAGAGAUGGCAGGCGCUACAGCCCGCUCCCUGAUAUCCUGUAUGAGAAUGGGAGAUAUGGCCAGAAAAGAGGAAAGGGAUGGUACCAGUACGAUAAACCAGGGGGGAAUGUAGCAAAGUCAGAUCCGUGGGUUCAUGGUUUUCUUUCUGAAUAUAGAAGUGCUCACCGCAUUGUAGCACGUACUAUCACCCAAGAUGAGAUUCUGGAACGUUGUCUGUAUUCCCUUAUCAAUGAGGGUUUCCGGAUAUUAUCUGAUAGAAUCGUAUCUUUGCCAGAGGCUAUAGAUACCAUCUAUAUCAAUGGUUAUGGCUGGCCCAGGCACAACGGUGGUCCCAUGUUCUACGCUUCUGUGGUUGGGUUGCCUAGAAUUCUAACAAAGCUGCAGAAGUAUGCUGAGGCUAAUCCUGACAUACCCAGUUUACAGCCCAGUGCCUUUCUGAAGAAGCUUGUAGCCUUGGGCAGUCCGCCUCUGAAGGAGUGGUCAUCACUUCAGGGAUCUCAGCACAGCAGGUUAUAAUUGCACUGUCUAAGCAGCCUAUGCUUCUUGUUCAAACAUUUUGACUACUCCUAUCCAAAAGGAAACAGUAGGUUAUAAAACAAUGCCACUGUCUCUUCUGAUUUCAGUACAAUAUACACAUACGUGCACCCCGUCUCGCUGAAUGAUAGAUUGCUGCUCACAGCGUGCCUUUUAUCAUGCCUCACUGUGAAAUGCUGCCUGCCUGCCUGCCUGAUGGUCUCGCUUGAAAACACACACUUUCCCAUGUAAUGAAGCUACCAGGCCUCUGGAUGAAAUUUUUACAGACCCUGGCCAAACCAGUUAGAAUGGGAGAGACUCAGAGCUUGGAAAGUACAGUGUACAUCGUACCCUGACUUGCCAAUACCUUCUUUCAUCCACUCAUCCUUCAUCACUUUGUUGGCUACAUUGGAUCACGCUUAAGAUUCAGCAGCCAGGGAUCUGAGUUAUUUCUUUGAAAGUUUCCGUUACAAGAUUAACACUUUCCUGUCCUUUAAAACAGAAGAUUGGGAUCUGCCAAAAGAUCUCUGGGUGGUUCAGAUUAGGUCUGCAAGAGUUUCUGAUUUUUUGACAAUAGCAACAAAAAGGUAGAUUCUGUCCCACUCCCACCCCCCAAACCCACACAUUUAAUUUAUGCUGCUGAAGCUAAGGUUGUGGGCUCUCCCACAGUAGAGGCAUUCAAGAGGCAGCUGGACAACCAUCUGUCAGGGAUGCUUUAGGGUGGAUUCCUGCAUUGAGCAGGGGGUUGGACUCGAUGGCCUUGUAGGCCCCUUCCAACUCUGCUAUUCUAUGAUUCUAUGAAAAACUAGGGAUGGGUUUGUGAAUGAAAAGACUGCAAGCUUGAUUCUGGUACUAAAACAAAUUCCUGGGCUAAGCAUGAUUGUUUCCAGACAAGGCUUUUAUGGUGCCAUUGCGCUGCUUUCUGGAAUUUUAUAGUGGUCUAGACAAUGUCGUCUUCUAUUUGUAAUUCCUUUUUUCUUACUGCUUCUUCUGUCCUUUUCCUUAACACGGAAAAUCCAUUAAGAAUAAAAAUAUGGAACAGCUGCAUAAUACCAUUUGAUUGCUAGCACUAGGAACCCUCCAUUUAGAAGCACCCCAUGUGUCAGAGGCACCCUGUUUCUUAACUCUACAUCUUCCACCUCUGCCACCAGCCACUAUUUCCCAUCUGAUGGACAUUAGGGUUCUAGUAAAAAAAAAAAGGAAGACUCACAAACCUGAAAUCUGUCCACUCGUGUUAAAAGAUAGUCCUUCAAUAGUUUCACAGACAAUCCAGUAGACACCUCAAUUUCACUUCUGCUUAUAAUCAUAAUUACCCCUUUUGCUUCUUGCAGAAUUAAUGUAUGCCUGGUAAUAUUUGAGAAAAAUAGUCCACAUCAAAAAGAAAUAAAUUCAGUGAAGUAGUUAAAAUCUCCUGAGGAGAAAUGUGGCUGAAGGACAGAACUCUCUGCUUUGGAGAAUUGAGCUUUCACCAUCGCACAUGUUGAUGAUGGCCUGUGAAUCAUAGCAACAAAUGUUUUAUACACUCUUCAGUCUGUAGCAGAAACAAGUGCCUCACUUCUUGCUCUUCGCCUCUACUAAAUGAAUGUGUCCUCUCCCUCCCAAAGUGUGUGAUCAGCCUGCUUAUUUCUAUAUACCAGUGCUAUCUGGGGAUGAUGGGGGUUGUAGUCCAACAUUUGGCAAGCACCAGAGUAGGAUCUAUACUACUGCUUUAUAAUGGUAUCAAAGUACACUGACAACUGUUGGGUCUGUGACACAUUCUAUAUACCAUUUUCAAACCACUUUCAAAGUGUUAUAUCUUGCUUGGUGUUCAACUGGCCCAGGUUGGGAAUAUUAUAUACCCACAAAUAUACUUGAGGAUGAGAAGUGCUCUCGCAUCCUCUAAUUUUGAAUUGUAAUGAUGAGGCCAUAAGAUGGCCCAAAUGUUCCUUCUUAGAAUUGUGAUUUAUAAAAUCCAGAAAAUCAAAAUAAGAUAACCGAUUCAACAUUUUCCUAAAUAAAACUAUUUCAAUUAACCACAUGUCUUUUGCUGCAGUGUCCCUUCUUUACCUCACACUCCAAAUCUCCAAAGCCAAUAUCACAAAGAGCCUAAGAAUCUCAAUCUGAUUAUUUCAAGAGAGCUGGUGAAGUGCAGUGGUUAGAGUUUUGUAGUAUAGCAAGGAAGACCUGGGUUCAAGUCCUUAUUAAGCCAUGAAGCUUUCUCAAGCUAACCUACCUCACGGUGUUGUGAGAAUAAAAUGGGGGAGAGGAACCACACCACUACACUUAGCUCUGUGGAAGAAGGGUGGAAUAAAAGUGCCAUAAAUUAAUUCAAAUGCAGGACUGAAAUUUGUCUCAUUCUAGGUGGAUUAGAAAGGUACUGCAUUAAUACGUUAAUCUCAAAAUACUAACAAUGGGUUAAUAUUUCAGAGAGCUUCGGCUAUUGGGCGGUAUAAAAAUGUAAUAAAUAAAUAAAUAAAUAAAUUAGAACGAACCCAUCACAUUUUCCCUUCCAUAGUGGACUUUAGUUCUAAUCAGUUUGUAAAAUUCAUCUCCUUGCUGCCUCUUAGGUCUCCCUGCCUCUUUAGGAUGUCCCCAGCCAAUCCAUGAGAGGGUCCCUGUACUCUGAGACUCGCAUAGGAGGGAGAUUUUCAUAAGCUAUGUUUUUCCCAUCAAAGUGCAGCAUUGAUGGGAGAAGUUGUGGCAUUUCCUCAUUUAUGCAUCUCUUAAAAUUAUGCCAACAGCUCACAACGACUCCUAGGUCCUUUCUUGUCCCCCCCUUCCUUCAUAUCAAUGCCUCUAUCACCGUCGUUUCCUCAAGCUCCUUCUUUUCCUCCCAGUGUCUAGUUGGUUCUGUCUCCUAAAAGCUACACUGGCUCCCAACCAACAUCCUUCACUGCCCAGCACUCCCCUUCUUUCUCUAUCCCUUUCUGUCUAACAAUGUGCAGUUCUCCUACAUAGCCCUCAUUGGACACAAUUUCAGCUAUUUUUACUGUUAUUA